Molecule: messenger RNA, 4796 nt
Organism: Oncorhynchus kisutch (coho salmon)
Lineage: Eukaryota; Metazoa; Chordata; Actinopteri; Salmoniformes; Salmonidae
Product: ras-related protein Rab-39B
Exons: 3
Coding region: 417-1058 (213 amino acids)
Biological process (GO): Rab protein signal transduction
Molecular function (GO): GTP binding; GTPase activity
Source: RefSeq, a predicted model, not a curated record
AAUGUAGUGCCCCUAGAGAUUUUACUGCGUUGAUGUCUGAGUUCUUACGGUAAUGGUGCUGAUGAGGAGUGAGUAAUGCUAUGUGAUGCUGUUACUGCCAUUUCAUCAGCGGAUUUUCACAAACAUCUCCAUCUUUAAACAUGAAAUUGCUAUGAAAUUAAACCAUCGACAAGUUGUUAGCCAAUUUUACAUCAAACUCGCCAUCACAGUAACAGUUCCCUGUGUAGAAUAAAAUAAUACAAAAGGAUACUAGGACAAGGCCUAUUUGCGUAUCACUGCUUGGGGUAAAACAGUGUUUGACUAGGCCUCCUGAGAUCACUGUUUCAGAGAGCAUCUUCGAUAUACGAGAUUUCUCAAGAACAUGGGAUUUGCUAUUUCCAGCCGUUGAUCGCUCAUCUAACAAGAUUCUAUGAGAGAUGGAAGCGAUAUGGCUGUACCAGUUUCGACUCAUCGUCAUUGGGGACUCGACAGUAGGAAAGUCGUGCCUGAUCCGGCGAUUCACAGAGGGACGCUUUGCGCAUGUGUCCGACCCCACAGUCGGUGUAGACUUCUUCUCACGCCUAGUGGAGAUAGAACCAGGCAAACGCAUUAAACUUCAAAUCUGGGACACAGCCGGACAAGAGCGAUUCAGGUCUAUUACCAGGGCUUAUUACCGUAACUCUGUUGGGGGGCUGCUGCUGUUCGACAUCACCAACCGUCGCUCCUUCCAGAAUGUGCAUGAGUGGCUGGAGGAGGCCCGGAGUCACGUCCAGCCUCACAGCAUCGUCUUUCUGUUGGUGGGCCACAAGUGCGACCUGGAGCCCCAGAGGCAGGUGAGCCAGCAAGAGGCGGAGAAGCUGGCAGGUACCUAUGGUAUGCGCUACGUGGAGACAUCGGCUCGCGACGCCAUCAACGUGGAAAAGGCCUUCACUGAGCUAACGCGGGACAUCUUUGAGCUCGUGAAGAGCGGUGACAUCAACAUCCAGGAGGGUUGGGAGGGGGUGAAGAGUGGCUUGGUGCCCAACGUGGUGCACUCCUCAGAAGAGGUCACCAAGAGUGGCCGGCGGUGCCUCUGCUGAUUAGCCUGUCUGUCUAGUUGGCUUCACUCAACCCAGCCCAUGCAGUGCUGUUACAUUAUGUCCCACUAGCUCGCAAUCUUGUCACAUAUAUAUAUCUCUCUCACUCCCAUUCUGACUACUGGAAGGCCAUUCCCGCUCUAGUCUACCACUGAAUAAAACAUGAAUACAGCUACUUUCCACAGUAACCUUCCUGGCGUCUGUCUUACCUGUUACAGGCACUUGAAAGACAAGAAAUGGCCUGUUUUAUGAUUUCAUUGUCCUCCCUGUAUUUAUGCUUCAUCUUGUGCCCCACAAAAGGAACACACCUCAAACUUUACAUGUCUGUUCUGUGUUCUGGAGUCUGGGGAACUCACACAACUAUCGGGGGGGAGGGGGUGGGGGGUGUUCAAUACAGGGGGAAACACCAAAUCUAUCACAGCUUAUUCCACCUUGGCUAUGGAAAGAACCAGAAAGCGUGUGUUGUAUUACUGGCUGUGUGCAAUGCCUCCUGCUUUUGGUGCGAGACUGAUGACACCCCCAGACACAUGAACAACCAAGAACACUAUAGUGUAUUGCCAUCAUCCUUUUCAUCACAGAUGGAACCAAAGCUUGCAUGGACUGAAUCAGUUCUACAUGAGUAUCAACAGGGAAUUUGCACAGUUGAGUGUUGAGUAGGCUCAAUGUUUUUCAUUUGCCAUUUUCUUCAUUGUUGCUCAUAUUAAAUGCACAGUUGGGGACACAAGGUACUGUAUAACAUAUCACCGUUUUUGACCACCCUGGCCAUCCACCAUAAUCGUUAGAGAAUGCGUCCCAUGAGAAAUACGUUUUAUAUACUCCAUUGGCUUUAACAGUAAGCUCACCCCUUAAACAUUGACAUCUACGCAACGAUAGCGCCUCCUGAUGUUGUGAACACCAAGCUUUAAAUGGGGUCAGCUGUUCUAGAGUAGUUUUUUCUUCAGUUUAUUUAAUACUUGCAUACUGUAGGGUCACAUGCUUGUAGUUUUAACAUGAUCCUAAACAACAUUCCACACGUGUCCAAUAUUUCUUCCCAGACUAUUGGACUCAGCCACGUGCUUUAUCUAACAGUUAUAUCUUCCAACCACAACCUUUAGUACCUCUAAAAUGUCUUCUUUCUCAAUGCCAGUUUCCACCCUCCCCAUUGAACUUUUUGGGUUAGCUAUGAUCCCAUUUGCUGCCAGGCCCAUGUCCAUAUACAACGUUAAUCCCAAGCAGACCAUAUCUGAGAGCAAUUUAAAGAGCCUCCUAGGUUCAAAGUAUCUAUGCAGCAGGAAACAAACCAUUUGCUCGAAAGGAAAGCUACAACAUGUAUUAAUCGACCUGAAUUUUACUCUCUUUCAGGGUUGUUCAAUACAAUGUACGUGUAUAGUUGCAUUUUAUCCAUUUGUAAAUAGCCAGGGUGCACGUGUAUAGUUGCAUUUUAUCCAUUUGUAAAUAGCCAGGGUGCACGUGUAUAGUUGCAUUUUAUCCAUUUGUAAAUAGCCAGGGUGUUCUGGAUGAAUUAAUUUCUAGAACAUGAAAUGUCAUAAUGGUGUGAUAGAAAUGGGAAAUUCCAUGACUUUCAAUAUUUGUAGGAGAUACAGUGCAUUCGGAAAGUACUCAUACCCCUUGACUUUUUUCACAUUUUGUUACGUUUCAGCUUGUAGCGUCAUACCCAAGAAGAAUCAAGGCUGUAAUCGCUGCCAAAGGUUCUUCAACAAAGUACUGAGUAAAGGGUCUGAAUACCAGUUUGGGCACACCUACUCAUUCAAGGGUUUUUCUUUAUUUGUACUAUUUUCUACAUUGUAGAAUAAUAGCAAAGACAUAAAAACUAUGAAAUAACACAUAUGGAAUCAUGUAGUAACCAAAAAAAGUGUUAAACAAACAAAAAUAUAUUUUAGAUUCUUCAAAGUAGCUGCCCUUUGACUUGAUGACAGCUUUGCACACUCUUGGCAUUCUCUCAACCAGCUUCACCUGGAAUGCUUUUCCAACCGUCUUGAAUAAGUUCCCACAUAUGCUGAGCACUUGUUGGCUGCUUUUUCUUCACUCUGUGGUCCAACUCAUCCCAAACCAUCUAAAUUUGGUUGAUGUCGGUUGAUUGUUGAGGCCAGAUUGUUGAUGCAGCACUCCAUCACUCUCCUUCUUGGUCAAAUAACCCUUACACAGCUUGGAGGUGUGUUUGGUAAUUUUCCUGUUGAAAAACAAAUGAUAGUCCCACUAAGCCCAAACCAGAUGGGAUGGUGUAUCACUGCAGAGUGCUGUUGUAGCCAUGAUGGUUAAGUGUGCCUUGAAUUCUAAAUACAUCACUGACAGUGUCACCAGCAGAGCACCAUCACACCUCCUCCUCCAUGCUUCACGGUGGGAACCACACAUGCAGAGAUAAUCUAUUCACCUUCUCUGCAUCAGACCAAAAGACAGAUUUCCACCGGUCUACUGUCUAUUGUUCAUGUUUCUUGACCCAAACAAGCCUCUUCUUCUUAUUGGUGUCCUUUAGUAGUGGUUUCUUUGCAGCAAUUCGACCAUGAAGGCCUGAUUCACCCAGUCUCCUCUGAACAGUUGACAUUGAGAUGUGUCUGUUACUUGAACUCUGUGAAGCAUUUAUUUGGGCUGCAAUUUCAGUGUCUGGUAACUCUAAUGAACUUAUCCUCUGCAGCAGAAGUAACUCUGGGUCUUCCUUUCCGGUGGCGGUCCCCAUGAGAGCCAGUUUCAUCAUAGCGCUUGAUGGUUUUUGCGGCUGCACUUGAAGAAACUUUCAAUGUUCUUGAAAUGUUCCGCAUUGACUGAACUUCAUGUCUUAAGGUAAUGGACUGUCGUUUCUCUUUGCUUAUUUGAGCUGUUCUUGCCAUAAUAUGGACUUGGUCUUUUACCAAAUAGGGCUAUCUUCUGUAUACCACCCCUACCUUGUCACAACUGAUUGGCUCAAACGCAACAUUUUCCAAAAACCUGUUUCUGCUUUGUCUUGUGUGUAGAUUGAUGAGGGAAAAAACCUAUUGAAUCCAUUUUAAAAUAAGACUAACGUAACAAAAUGUAGAAAAAGUCAAGGGGUCUGAAUACUUUCCGAAUGCACUGUAUCUUACAGCAGCUGAAGUGUUGCUCUGUUCAGGGUAAUAAGAUAGUUUGGUUUCCCCCUCUUUCACUGAAGUCACACCCUCUGAUUAUGAAAGGAGAGAGAUCCCCGGGGAAGUCCACAGCCUUUAGAGAGACAUCUGUUACCUACAUAUUAGACAUGCGUAUUGAGCCUCCAUGUGCCAGACACGUGUGAAUAUCCUCCCCACCACAGGUGGCUGGUGGCAUCUUAAUUGGGAAGGACGGGCUCAUAGUCAUGGCUGGAACGGAAUAAAUGGAAGAGUAUUGAACAAGUGAAAUAUGGUUUCCGUGUGGUUCAUACCAUUCCAUUCAUUUCAUUCCAGCCAUUAUUAUGAGCUGUCCUCCCCUCAGCAGCCUCCUGUACUCCCCACCAAUGUCGUUGAAUGGACUCUCCUGGCUGUAUUCUCUGCUAGGCCAGGUACCAGAUCAGCUGCUGAAUUGACAGCACUGGCGCUAAACCAACUUUGUUUUUCCUUCUAAACCAUUGAAUGACUGUGAUAUAGGAAUGUAGAGAGAACAAACUUUUCAUAUUUCAUGUUCUCUGCUAUACCCCUGAGGCUCUGAGUGAUGGUGCUUACCUGCACAGUGUCAUGCAGAGGUUUGAAAUGGCUAUGAAUCAUGUCUUGAUAAACCUAGUCAGAGCUAGGAUGUAUUCCAAUUAAAUUGUGACUUGUA